UCCGCAAACUUGCUCCGAGUUCGCUGCAGGACUUCACUGCUGCUUUGGAUGUUCAGGAAAAUUGAGUGUGUUCUGUGAGCGCGGCCUUUUAAUGCUUCAAAAAUAAACAGAGGAUAAACUCGGGAGGAAAUUUUUAGCUGGAGAGAGUUGUUGCAGUUCCUGUGUCUGUCUCCAGGACUGUGAUAUGUGUUGACUGAAGAGCUAACUGCAAUGACCCUGGAAACAGAAGGGGAAUUCUUAUAAAUCACAAAGGAAAAUAAAUAACUUCACCCAUGGAGGGAAAGAGACAGCUUGAGAAAAGGGACUUUGGAAAACGGCUGUCUCUAGACAGCAGUCUUGUGGGCUUCAGAAUACAGCUGCAAACAAAAUCUUACCUAGGAAACCAACCUGUGGCUGAGGAAUACAUGGACUCCAAUAAAUACAUAGAGCACCUGCUAACUCAACUCGAGGAGCAACACAGAAGUCUCUGGAGGGAGAAGUUGGCUGUGGCCCGACUACAGCGAGAAGUUGCCCAAAGAAGAAGUGAGGGGGCCAUGCAUGAGAAGCUGAUACAUGAAUUGGAAGAAGAGAGACAUUUACGUCUUCAGAGUGAGAAGCGAUUGCAGGAGGUGACACUGGAGUCUGAACGCAACAGAAUUCAGAUGCGUGGCCUGCAGCAGCAAUUCUCCAGGAUGGAAGAUACAGUACGAAAUCUAUUGCAGAGUCAAGGACCUGCAGAACAGAAAAAAGAAGAAACUGUUAAUAUAAUGGUCUAUCAGGAAAAACUGCCAGAGGAAGAGAGAAAACACAAGGAAGCUUUGGAAGAACUUCACAUGGUGGUGGAUGAGGAUUCGCGGAGCGAAAGCAGCAGUGCGGACGAGGGGAAAGGAAAGACCAAAUUGCUGUUAGAAAGAUUGAAAGCUCUAGAGGCAGAGAACUCAGCAUUGGCUUUGGAAAAUGAAAAUCAGCGGGAACAGUAUGAGAGAUGUCUUGAUGAGGUAGCCAACCAAGUUGUUCAAGCUCUGCUCACUCAAAAGGAUCUAAGGGAGGAAUGUACAAAGUUGAAAACGAGAGUGUUUGAUUUGGAACAACAGAAUCGAACAUUAAGCAUUCUAUUCCAACAGCGAGUCAGGCCCACUUCUGAUCUGCUCCUCCAGAAACUUCACUCCCGCAUCUUAGAUCUUUCAUCCGGAGAUUUGCUUUCAGAUGUGGAAAGACGCCGAAGUCUGACGCAGGCACAAACCGAUGUUGAGAUGCACGAAUGCCAGCUGAAUGCAAAAUCAGGAACCCCUGCUCUGAAAUGCCCUGGCUUGGGGGUAGUCAUCCCUGGUCAUCUCUGUCCUCGAAAUAGCUGCAGCAGCAGCGAACUGUCACUUUCGAGCACCUGCAGCGAGUACUCCAGCGGCUCCUCCUACACGUGGCAUGAUGGGAAGAACCUCAGGAAAAGGCAAUCAUCACGAAACUGGGAUAAAAGGUUAAGUAUUGACUCUUCGCUCCCAAGUGGCUUUGCCAGUCCUACAGAUGAACUACCUCCAACUCGUAUCAAGGAAAGCCACAUUUUGGAAGGACUAAAAAAGCUGCAGAAGCGGAAAGUGUUACUUGAACCCCCGUCAGUGAUAACCAAAUGGGGUUAUAAAGAUUGCAUGAACUCAAAUGAAGGAAUAUAUUCUCCAGGAAUUAAGAGUAGCAGCCUCAAGGAGUAUUCCCCCUGCAAACCGACUGACAUGGGGAGCCCCUGCAAGGAGCCCCACAAGGCAUUUGUUUAUGAUACAGAUUCCCACGACGAUGCCGAUGAAGACUCUUCUUUAGCAUUGCUGCAAGCUGCUCCAAACCAGGACUACAGGCUGCAUGGUUGUAAAUUAACCCACAGUGUUUCUGACAGUCUAUUUGGCUGGCAGAUAAAUGGGAAACACUUUUCAGAAGGCACGUCCUCAGUUUAUCCCAGGGAAAGGCCUGAAAAGUUGACCAGUUGUGCCAGCAACUGCCCCUUGGAGAGGAAGCUGUGCCCAAGUGUGCAGGCACCUCAGGUACAGAGAGAGAGGGAUCCGCACAGUCAGGGCGCCAUGGCUCUCAGUCUCCAGCUCUCAGACACCGAUGACAAUGAAACCCUCGAUGAGCUGCACAUAGAGAGCAGUGAUGAGACAGGCCCUUCAGACUUGUCAUUGACUGCCGACACAGACAAGUCCAUGGAGAACCUGGACAUCAUCAUGGGAUUUGGAAAAUCUCAACUUGGGUCUCCUAAUGAGGAGGAAAAACAAGUGCCUGUCCACUUAGAGAGUAGGCCAAAGACAUUUAGUUUCAUUAAGCAGCAAAGAGUUGUGAAAAGGACUUCUUCAGAAGAAUGUAUUACUGUAAUAUUUGAUGCAGAAGAUGGCGAGCCCAUUGAAUUCAGCUCUCACCAGACUGGCGUUGUCACCGUUACCAGAAAUGAAAUCUCCAUCAAUCAAGCCCCUGCUGGACCCAAGGCAGAACACACUGAACUUUUACCUCAGGGAAUUGCUCAUCUGCAGCCAGGAGCUGCUGUAAGAGACUACACUUUCUUAAAGAGACCUGAAGAGGAAACUGAGAAAAACAUUCCAAAAGAUGAUGUAGGUAAUGUUGCUGCAGCACCCACUGAAUCUUUGAGCCCCAGGACAGUAACGCAAAAUACUCAGCGACAAAGACUGGCCAAACCAACACACAAUAUGUCAUGCCAGAGUAACUCUAGGUCUUCAAUGUCCAUGGGUAUCUAUCAGAAACAAAGUCUGACAAAAAUACCUGCCAGGGGCAAGUCUUCACCUCAGAAGUCAAAACUAAUAGAGCCUGAAGCCUCCACAAGAGUCCUCUCAUCUGGCCCAGUGACUCUUGAAAAAUUACCAGCCUUAGCUCCUGGGAAACUCUCACGGUUCAAGAAGACUGAGGGCCCAGUGCCUCUCUUUGAUUUACGGCCAGAUUCACACAUUCCAAAACACCCCGCCCAACUUCCUCCCGGCUCCAAAAUGUCUGGCAGAAGGGAUUGGGUCCAGUGCUCCAAGAGUCAGAUUCCAGCAUCACAGUUGCUGUCAAGGCCCCUCAUUGAGCCUAGUAAUGGAGAACCCCCAACAAGGGAUAAACACUGUGACCCUGGACCAGAGGCAAGAAUGAAAUCACCUUCCCCCCCACCCCCUCCAGGCAGGUCGGUCUCCCUACUCAUCAGGCCCAGUUAUGACUAUGUGACACCACCUCCAUCUGCCAAGGCCGAAACAAGGGUCCCCAAUGAACCAGCAAGGAUGGUCUUCAAAUCUUCUCCUCUGAAAGGAUCCUCUGUUCCUGUUAUUUCUUCUAAUCAGACCAUAACAGAAGUGCAGGGGAAGAAACCUUCUGUGGCCUUCAAAAAGUCCAUCUUCACUCACCCUCUGCCCUCCACAGAAACAGUGGUUCAAACCAGAUGCUCUGCUCAUACCCCCUCUAGCUCAUUUUCCAUAAUGGCCUCAGGGCCCCCUAAGGUCUCUCCAAAGAGAACUAUCCCCAAAACGCCACCUCACCAAACACUUGGGACCACACAAACAGACACAGGGUUACGAACUCCCAAGAACUGUCCUUCAACCCAUGAGCCACUGGAAAUAUCGUCCUCCAAAAGUGUAUCUCCAGGAAGAAAAGGACAAGUGAAUGACAGUGUCUCUACAUUACCCAAGCCUUCCUUCUUAGGGGUAAAUGAAUCACCAUCAUCUCAGGUUAACAGUCCCUCAUCAUCACCAUCCUCUAAAAGCCAUAACCCCCCACAUGGUUGUCAAAACACUCAUGAGAAAGGACUGAAAACUCGCCUCCCAGUUGGGCUCAAAGUUCUCAUGAAGUCUCCCCAAUUGCUCAGGAAAAGUUCCACAGUGCCAGGGAAACAUGAAAAAGACAGUCUAAAUGAAGCCUCUAAAAGUUCUGUGGCUGCAAGCAAGUGUAAGCCGGAGGACUCCGGGAAUCCAGCAAGCCUUGAGACCACAGUAGGUGAAAGAAAUGUGAGUCCACUAGGGUUACAAACACAAGACAGUUUGGCUGAAGUGCUUCCCCUGGAAACAGCAACACCAGAUUCAUUGGAAAAUAGCAUCCCUGGGGCUGAUGGAAAAGAUGGAGUGGAAAACAGGUCUUUGAAAAGAUCCCUUUCCUCCAACAAGCCACACCUAAAACCAGCUCUGGGCAUGAAUGGAGCCAAAGCGCGCAGCCAGAGUUUCAGUACUCACUCAGGAGACAAGCCCUCCACCCCGUCCGUGGAAGGGCCAGGCAAAGUUCGAACUCAGAUUAUUACCAACACUGCUGAGAGAGGCAAUUCCCUCACCCGGCAGAGCUCCUCCACAGAAGGCUCUCCCAACAAGACCCCGUCCGCUCUCAUGUCUGACAGUCUCCCCAGUGCAGGGAGGCCCUUGGGGCAGCCCUCCUCCAGGCAAGGCUCCUUGGGGAGCACAGGCACCUCUAGCAGCCGGCACGGGAGCCCAGGCAAGUUGCCUGUGAGGGUCCCUCCAAAAUCUGAAGCGCUCCUCACCCCACCUGGAAUGGAAGACCAGCAGGCCUAUGCCCAGGGAGGAUACCCUAGCGCGGCUGCACCUGAGGAGCCAGGAAGUGACCACUGCAGGUGCCCGUCCACCCCCACAGACUGCCCAAGAGCCCUGCAGAGCCCAGGGAGGACACAGCAUCCAAGCAAUUUUGAAACCAGCAGGACCUCCAAGAUAGAAACUUCUGGAAGGUAUCCAGACACUUGUACAACCAGGCCUGGUGCUGUGAGCCCAGAAGCCCCCCUCUCACCCACCAUCGAAGAAAAGGUCAUGUUGUGCAUUCAGGAAAAUGUGGAAAGGGGCCAAGUGCACACAAAGUCGACCUCUGUGGAAGCGAAGCCGAAACCCGGGCCUUCUUUUGCCAGCUGGUUUGGUUUUCGGAGGAGCAGACUUCCAGCUCUCAGUAGCAGGAAAAUGGAUGUCUCCAAAACCAAAGUGGAGAAGAAAGAUGCAAAAGGUUUGGGGUUUGGAAACAAACAGCUAAAAUCAGAGAGAAAAAAAGAAAAAAAGAAGCCUGAACCACAAUGUGAGAUAGAAAAUGAGCUUAACAGAGACACGGAGUUGGCAGAUGGUCCAGACACUGGUUUACAAAGCAAAAAUAAUCUGAAAACACCACAGGACAUUUACGACCAAAUGAAGUUUGAACCGAGAAAUAGACCCAGCCCUGUAACGUGUUCAACAAAGGAUACGUUUCUGACGGAACUUUUGAACAGAGUUGAUAAGAAAGCAGCUCAACAGACAGAAAGUAGAUCAAAUAAUGUUUCCUGCAGGAGUGUGUUAAAGGGCAGCUCCCAGGGCUCCUGUCUCACCAGCGGCUCUAUCAGCACUCAAGGAAGCCACAAGAAAAUCAUCAAAACCAAAGCUGAUAUGGAAAUACCAAAAGGCUCCCUGAUAAAAGAGGCCAAUGAAAACCUGCAAGAGGAUGAAGAAGAUACAAUUGCAGAUUCUGCAUUUCAGAGCCACAUCAUAGAAUCAAACUGCCAGAUGAGGACGCUGGACAGUGGGAUCGGAACCUUUCCACUCCCAGACUCGGGGAAUCGCUCAGCAGGACGCUACAUAUGUCAACCAGAAUCCCCAGAAGACAGUGAGCCCAUCCUGUCUCUCCAGCCAGCCGUUGGUGCAGCUUCUUCCAUCAGAGCCCAGACCCUUGAACGAGAAGUGCCUUCCUCUGCAGACAGCCAGGGCUCUGCAGACAACACCGUUGUUCACUCCACAUCCGACCCCAUCGUGACUGCCAGAGGGAUGCGACCUCCUCAGAGUCGCCUCCCCAAACCAGCCUCCUCAGGAAAAAUUGAUUCUCUAAAGCAGAAUGAAGCAGAGCCAAGGCCUCAGACUUGCUCGUCAUUCGAAUAUGCUGAAAACACAAUGGCAAGCCAGCCACUUCCAGACUGGAGGGGUGAAGAUGCCACUGCUGAGACCCAGAAAUUGAAACAAGUUGAAGAAACAAAAGAAGAUCCUGAGAAUAGAUUAUCUAAGAUUUCCCUGGAGUCAUUCAAUAAAUAUAACAGCAAUACUGUGAUUUUAUUAGAAAAAGAGAGGAACUCUCUGGACAAGGUUGAAGGACAAAAGGAAGAAAAAGAAAAAAAUGAAGAGGCAUCUUUGAGUAGCUCAGACAGGCCUGGGGUAGACAAUUUGGAAUCUUUGAGUGAUUCUUUAUAUGAUAGCUUCUCUUCCUGUGCAAGUCAGGGUUCAAAUGAUGUAUAAAGGACUUUUUUUCCCUUAGUGAGUUGGAAAUGGAGCACUUAAGAAACAGGAGUGGGGAAGGGGGCAGGCAGAGAUGACAACAAGAAAUUAUUGCAACACCAGAGCCUACACUGUCAGAUUCAUAGCAGGCCACCCACUGGAGCUUCCUUCUCUGCCAAGGCAAUAAAGAGAGACUCCAUUUGUUGUGUUUCAUGAGGAUAAAAAGGAAACACACCCACGAUACAGAAGUCUUAAUUUUGCACUUUUUUUUGAAUAUUUGUACAGAAGUUGUAAACUUUUUGGAAAAGAAAUUAUAUUUGUAGCAAAAGAAAAAGAGACAGCAAUAAAUUGAAUCAAUGCCAUGCUCUUGAAAUGAUGUACUAAGUCUUAGAAGUUGAUGGUAAUUACAUUUUUUUAAAAAUUUCAACUACAGUUUUUGUUCAGCUCAUUGUCCUCAUACACAAAUUAUUUGUGGGCACAUUCUGUAAAGCUAAAACUGGGCCUGCCAAAAAACCAAAGGGCUCCUUGUAAUUUCAAUUUAAUAUAAACUUAAAUUCUAGUGCAUUUUCAAAAUUGUUGCCAGAGAGAUUUGGUUGCUAGUAAUACAUGUAAUUCUGCUUCUAAUGAAAAAUGUAAAGCAUACCGAUGUGUGACACUGAUCCAAAGGGAUGGAUAUCAGAAGUGACCUAAUUCUCUUUUCAAUAGCAGGUUUUCUCUCCGAACAUUUCCUUACAUCCUCUUCUGCUUAGUGCUUCUCAUGAUUCUCAACAUUAUUUGUUGAUUUUUAUCUUCCUGCUCUUUUUAUUAAAAUCUGGGCAAUUUAGAAAUGAAAGCAAAUUCCUAUUUGCAAGGUUCACUUUUUAAAAAAUAAAAUGGUUGGUGCUAUGGAAAAUUCUUACUUUUUAAUAUCUUUUUUUUUCUACAAAGUCUGUUUAUAUGUAAGGAUAAAUUCUAUUUUAAAGGUUAUGUGUAUUUUUACUAGACGUGAACUAUUUAUAAUUGCUUUUGUACAGGAGCUUGUAAACUAGGCAUAGUAGAAAUUUUUUUAGGAUCUAUAUCGUUACUUUAGUACACCCUUGUUUCUUUAAAGAGUAUUGUAUGAUCAGUGUUAUUUGGUUAAUUUGUGCAAUUUGUUAUAUUUGGAUUUUGUUAUCCUAAAUGAAAAUUAUGUAAGGUGUCAUUGUCCUUCAGACUUUUAAAAAUUCUUUUGUUUCAUCUCUGAAUAAAAGUCGUAUCACAAUCGCAG
Equus quagga is the source of this 7407-nucleotide messenger RNA. It is a transcript of the gene NCKAP5, whose product is annotated as NCK associated protein 5. Bases 273 to 6182 code for a protein of 1969 amino acids. The record is from RefSeq and is a predicted model, not a curated record. Gene Ontology annotation, cellular component: microtubule plus-end. The transcript has 19 exons. Gene Ontology annotation, biological process: microtubule bundle formation; microtubule depolymerization. Lineage: Eukaryota; Metazoa; Chordata; Mammalia; Perissodactyla; Equidae.